Messenger RNA from Carcharodon carcharias (great white shark), 843 nucleotides. RefSeq names its product NK6 homeobox 2 (gene nkx6-2). The coding region runs from base 1 to 843 and encodes 280 amino acids. The record is from RefSeq and is a predicted model, not a curated record. The transcript has 3 exons. Lineage: Eukaryota; Metazoa; Chordata; Chondrichthyes; Lamniformes; Lamnidae. Gene Ontology annotation, cellular component: nucleus. Gene Ontology annotation, biological process: cell differentiation; regulation of transcription by RNA polymerase II. Gene Ontology annotation, molecular function: RNA polymerase II cis-regulatory region sequence-specific DNA binding; DNA-binding transcription factor activity, RNA polymerase II-specific.
AUGUUAGCCGUCGGGCAGAUGGAUAACCGCCAGAGUGCAUUCGUUCUGAGCAGUACGCCGCUGGCUGCGCUUCAUAAUAUGACUGAAAUGAAGGCAUCUAUAUUCCCCUACUCUUUGCAGAAUCCCUCGAGCUUCAAAGCCCCUACUCUGGCGAGUUUGAACGCACAGAUCCCGCUGGGGACGCCGCACGGAAUUAGCGACAUUCUAGGCCGCCCUGUUACCACGGCCAGCAAUCUGCUCUCUGGACUCCCUCGACUCAACGGACUUGCCACAACGGCGGGGAUGUAUUUUAACCCGACAGCAGCCGCCGUCUCCAGGUACCCCAAGCCCCUUGCAGAAUUGCCGGGGAGGCCCCCCAUCUUCUGGCCGGGAAUGAUGCAGGGAUCCCCGUGGAGAGAUCCCAGGGUAGUCUGUCCAACGCAAGGUAGUUUAGUCCUUGACAAGGACGGGAAGAAGAAGCAUUCCAGGCCAACAUUUUCAGGUCAACAGAUUUUUGCUCUGGAAAAAACCUUUGAACAGACCAAAUAUUUAGCUGGACCAGAAAGAGCCCGGUUAGCCUAUUCUCUGGGAAUGACAGAAAGUCAAGUAAAGGUGUGGUUUCAGAACAGGCGGACCAAAUGGAGGAAGAAGCACGCGGCUGAAAUGGCCACCGCCAAGAAAAAGCAGGAUUCAGAGACGGAAAAACUCAAAGAAACGUCGGAAAACGAGGAGGAUGAGGACGAGUACAAUAGACCCCUGGACCCCAAUUCAGAUGACGAGAAAAUUACACGAUUGCUGAAAAAGCACAAAGGAGCCAGCUCCCUGACCAUCCUGGACCCACACAACAGCCCAGAGAUUUUGUGA